UGGAGAAGAUCAAACGCGACGCACAGCCACAGCAGCUUAUCGGGCGCUAUAUCAAUCGCCGAUCAGCUGACUAUGUUGAUACAUUGGAGGCGGUUAGCACGUGAGCGCAGUAAAACUGGUCGGAACAACAGUUAGAAGCAGCAACGACAAGAAAGAAUGCUUCUCCAGUGUCUCAUUCUUUGUAUAUGCCUGCCGGCUGCCUUUUCAACUGCAGCUAAACGAAAGCUAGAUGCCCAAGUUGAUCCAUACUGCGAUGGGAAUCCUUCAGAUUGUGGUUUGUGCUACGUUCGUGCCGUGGGAACUAAUGACACACUGCACCACUUCUGGAGCACAAGGGGUGCUCCCACUCUCUUCACAGUCAUCACAGGUCCCGAGGGACUACUUUCGGGAAUAAACUGGGACCAGAUCCGAAAACGGGAGUUCAAGUCAUCUGCAUUCCAUUUCACCGAGACAAGUAGACUAGCCUAUGCCCUCGUCUUAUCAAAGAUAUGGGAGUCAUCCAAGGAUGCAAAUGUCAGUGCCUUGGACCUCACAAAGUUAGUUUGGGGAAAUGUGACAGGAUGUAGUGGAAAUGGAAGCCUGGUGUCUGCUGGAUUCACUGCUAGCCGUACGAGCAUGGAAUACGACCACUUGUACUUCUCUCAAAAUGGGAGCAUACAUCUGACGAUGGUGGCCAGUGAAAAAUGGAACCACGAAGAGCGUCCACCAGGACUUGCAAGGGACGGAAACAGUUGUGAGGUGCAACUACAGCUCGUGAAGCUCGAUCCACGCCUUACCAAUGACUCUCACUGGAACGUCGAGGUCACGUUCGUUGGUAGCUGGGAAAAAACUCAUCCGCCACAGUUCGUCGUUGAGUCUACGCUCGAUGACCAGCAUGCUCCUGGCACCUUUGAGCGCGACACCUUAAAGUCAGAGGAACAGUACACCAUGUGGCGCCCAGUUUUCUACAGCGACAGAGACCACAAGAUGACCCUCUCGGGAAUCGCCAAAAGAGGAGACGUCGUGCUUUCGAGUGACGCCUGGCGUCUGUCCGACACCUUCUACGCCUGGGUUGCAAAUUCCAAAGCUCCCGAAGCGGCGUCUCUACCCAUGUAUCUGGGUUCCACAAAAACGUCCUACACUAGUUGGAGUACUACUGUUGGAAUUGGGGCCGUACCAAGCGAAGGACCGCCUUCAGUUGCUCUGCUCGCGGCACUGUGUGUAGCAGCGAUUUUCCUCAUCCUGGCUGUGGUCACGCUGUUGUGUAUGCUACUUCCAAAGAAGGCCGGGCCAAGGGAUGAUGAGGCACUUCUGGUUGCAUAAGUGGUUGUGCACUGUUAAGGGAGAAGGCUCCCUCAGUCGCAAUAAAUGAGAAUGUCCCUCAGGAAAUCUACGCAGUUUUCAAGGCAGUGUUGUACCAACCACCAUCCUGGUGUAUUGCACUAGACAUCAGAUUUUUUUUUCAAGUGAAAACUGUCUCCCCUGUACAAUACCUACAUAAAGUUAUUGCUACUGCCUCA
Messenger RNA from Ornithodoros turicata, 1499 nucleotides. RefSeq names its product glycosylated lysosomal membrane protein-like. NCBI's taxonomy places the organism in Eukaryota, Metazoa, Arthropoda, Arachnida, Ixodida, Argasidae. The record is from RefSeq and is a predicted model, not a curated record. The coding region runs from base 157 to 1302 and encodes 381 amino acids. The transcript has 6 exons. Gene Ontology annotation, cellular component: lysosome.